Pteronotus mesoamericanus is the source of this 2485-nucleotide messenger RNA. RefSeq names its product caspase-14-like. The transcript is spliced from 7 exons. Gene Ontology annotation, biological process: proteolysis; positive regulation of neuron apoptotic process. The coding region runs from base 183 to 1292 and encodes 369 amino acids. Gene Ontology annotation, cellular component: cytoplasm. NCBI's taxonomy places the organism in Eukaryota, Metazoa, Chordata, Mammalia, Chiroptera, Mormoopidae. The record is from RefSeq and is a predicted model, not a curated record. Gene Ontology annotation, molecular function: cysteine-type endopeptidase activity.
GCGGGAGUGAGAGUGAAGCGCCAGAGAAAGAGGACCAGGGACUAGGCAGCCGGAAACGUCUUUUCAAAACAACUCGCAGAGGCGGCGGGGCCUCUGCAGCGCUAACGACGAGAGAGCCCGCAGGGCCUGGGCGCGCGGAGCUAGGCUUGCUUGGAUUGGUCCAGGGGCUGAGGCUCGCCUGGAUGGAAGGAAGCCUGGGGGGUGGCCGUUUCUCGCUGUCCGAAGCUCCCUGGGCACCUUCCGAGAUCAAGCCCGCCAUGGAGGAGCUGCAGAAGCGCGUGAAGGAGACCCUGGACGUGCUGAGCCCGCUGGAGCUGCGGAACUUCCGCGACCUCCUCAAAAAGGUGGACGAGGAGCCGCGCGUGACUCAGGUCCAACUGGAGCUGGAGGGCGGCAACACCUUGAAGCUGGCGCAGCUCCUCUCCAAGCACUACUACGCGUCGGUGCCGCGCGUCCUCACCAAGGUGCUGCAACAGCUGCCCCGCGCCGACCUGGUGCAGUGCUGGCAGGAAAAUCCCACCGUCAACGGCCUGGUGAACCUAAGAAAACGAAGGAGAAGCAACCCUGACUGUGUGGAUGGUGACUUGGACCGUUACGACCUGAGCGGCAGUCGGAAGGCUUUCCUCAUGUGUGUGAAGAAGGGCAGGCCAGGGGCUGACCAGGACAUUAAACUGAUGAAGCAGUGGCUUGUCCAGUGCCAGUUUGAAUAUACAUUGUGCUUCGACCCUGGCAAAAAGGAGUUAAUUGACACACUAACAUCAUUUCGUGAUGAAUUAAAUAAAAUGAAAGAUGAAAUUAGCUGUUGCCUUGUCACUCUGAUGUCCCACGGAGAAAAAGGCUUUAUUAAAAUAGAAAAUGAUGACAAAGUCAGCCUGGAGUUCAUUUUUGACAUGUUUAAUAAUAAAAAUUGUCCAGCACUUCACGAGAAACCGAAGAUCUUUAUCAUCCAGGCCUGCAGAGGAGAGAGAAGAGAUAGUGGUGUUGAAACAGAUGAUGAACCCAUGGACUUGGAUGACAUUUCAGAGAAGAGGAGGCUGCCCACAUUCAGUGAUUAUUUCAUCAUCUAUCCUACCCAGCCAGAUUAUGUUGCUUUACGGCACUGCCGCACUGGCUCUGUGAUGAUCCAGGCAAUGGCUGAAGUCUUCCAAGAACAUGGAAAUAGGUGGCACAUCGCUGACUUUUUCACCAAAGUGAAUAACAAAGUGGUGCACACUGAUUUUCAUCUACAGGAGGGACCAGUCAAAGUAUCACUUGUAAUGGAAUCGACUCUAACUCGAUCCGUGUACUUUUGACAUCGGGAAGAUUUUAAAAAUAAGGACUGCUUUAUGGUAGAGUUUCUAAGGAACUGUGAGGUUUUGUAGCAUAGUACAAAUGGUUAUCAUUUUGCAUUAUUCCUGUCGUUAGUUCUUUUUCUACAGUUUGUUUUGUAUAUGUACAUACUCGAAGAUUUAAUUCCACUUAUUUGGAACUUGUAAAUACUUUUGACUUUUUUUACUGAUUUUUUUUUACCUGAGCUCUUAUUAAAACACAGAAGUCCAGCCGGGUGUGUACACUGUUUCUAUCAUGCGCUCCCUGUUGCUGAUUACCCCCAUCCUCUCCACUCUCCAUGGGGUGCUGAUGUUAGGCCUCAUCUUCUUGGCCUAGUAUUCAGAACUGCCUUUAAGAGGUCUUCCCCUGGUUCACCUUAUUCCCACCCCCAACCCCAUAUUGUUGUCUGCAGCCAGACUGAUCUCCUUUUUGACCUCAUAAGCCAUCCUCAAGCCUUACCUGCGUAUCUCUGCUUGAACUUUGUGCCCUUGAUGCGUUCAUGUUUUCACCGCACCCGUUCUCCAGCUUUCUACCUGCUGCCUCAGUACCUCUGACCGGCUGGUUUCUGCCCGGAACACUCUGUUCCACCCCAGGUAGGUAAAUCCUCUCUGUACCAUGUGCUUCCUCUGUACCAUGCAUUCUUCAGGGUGCAACUUGGUUCCCAACCCACUGUAAAGAAAACCUGUAUGUAGACUGGUAUUUUUAGAGUAACAGAUUCUGGACUGAGCAUGAGUUUUAACUGUAAUUAUGUUCUUUUGUAACGUGGCCUGUGUUUGGACCUCGGUUUCUGCAUCUGUAUAAAAGGAGACUUGGCUCAGCUGGCUGAGAACUCGUCUCACUGGACCUCGGUGAACUCUGAUGUCUUAAAGAACUUGGUCAUGAACCCUGCGGAUGUGACUUCUUAAACCUAGAGGUCCAAGGUGGCAGUUGCAUGAGACUGUUGAGCCUGCGUGAGAACGCAGGUGUUUCGUUCUGUGAAGGCUGCUGAGAAUGCUGUGAAGGCUGCUGAGAAUGCUGUGAAGACUGAAGCAACCCAGAAUUUCCAGGCCUAUCUCUAUUUCAGGGAUAGCCAUGUCCUUUUUGGUUAAUGUGAUCUCUUAAGCAUACAUAUCUGUGAUUUAAUUUUUAACUAUUUGAGUUCUGAUGUUUGGUGUGUAACUUUAGUUUUUGUAUACAG